UGACCCACAUUGCAGAAAAGCCAGGAUUAUUUUUUUCCGCAGACAAAGACAGAAAACGCCAGCAAUGAAUCACAAACACACGCUCGCACGCACAUUGUUGAGAAAUUAAAACGAAUGCGUUUGUAAAUAAAAGUGAAGAGAGAAAAGCUUAUCAUUAUCGUGGCGUAAAAACUUUGAUCAAUGCAAUAGCAGAAAAUAACAUGGUACAUUGUGACUGUUCACGUUUAUGUGAAAUGGGCGGAUAUAAAUCGGGAGAGAGCGGGGGUGUGGCAAACAAUGGAUAGAGGGGGAAAAUGAAUCCUUAUCUCUCGGAAGACAAUUUAAAUACAUUUGUUUGACUCUGAAUUCUGCAGGAAAGGUUAUUUUACAGGGAACAUUUCAACAUUUUAUAAGGGGAUACGUUGUUAAGCCUACUUUUCAAAGUGAAAGAAGUAAAACUCUUUUGCAAGUUAAACUCUGGUGGUUGAAUUCUCUUCGGUCUGCACUUUCAUAAAAGACAGCAGUCAGAGACUGAAACCCCAUUCACUCACUGGGACUAGAGUUAUGCUCGGGGGAUUUGAGUAGUUGAUCACUGAAGUGAAAGACAAGGGAAGACUUUCUCUUGUCUUUCCCUGCGUGGGUGACAAACUCCCUGUAGAAUUGCUUCGCGCCAUCACAUCCUUUAAAUGCUAAGCUUGUCUUGCCACCACUGCUCAUAUUCUUAAACAGUUGGGAAUACCCUGACAACUAUUGCCUACUUCCACCCACUCGCCUAGUUGUUUAAAUACACUUUCACUGUGCUGCUUUUAUAGUGGCAGAACACUGACACCAUCCCAAAACCCGGGGGUACUCCCACACACACACACACACAUACACUAUCAUGGCAAGUGUGUUGCCGUAUGGCCGCUUUACCCAUGCCGUAGUGCGCGGCAUCCCAGAGACCUUUGGGAAGGUCGAUGGUGAGAAAAAUGAGAAGGUGGAAAACGGGGAAUGUGCGACAGACCUGGCCAAGGCGCAGCGUCAGUUUGGCGUGCUGACCGGGGCCCUGAGACAGAAGGUGGGUCUGCAGCUCAUUGAGAUCCCGGCAGACCCGGAACUUCCGGAGAGCUGGAGGAUAGAGGACGUCGCCGUGAUUCAGGGAGACACGGCCCUCAUCACCAGGCCUUUCAAACAGCAGAGACGCAGCGAGGCUGAAGCGGUGAGGAGGGUGAUGUCGGAGCUCAACCUCACAGUGGUGGAGAUGGGGGCUGUGGAGGGGGCCACAUUGGAGGGUAGCGACGUGCUCUUCACUGGCAGGGAGUUCUUUGUAGGCAUCUCCUCCCACACCAACCGCCAAGGAGCUGAGGUGCUGGCCGACACUUUCAGGGACUUUGCUGUGUCUACUGUGCCGGUGUGUGGCGGAGCUCGUCUGAAGAACAUCUGCUCCAUGGGAGGUCCAGAUACCAUCAUCAUCAGCAACAGCGAUGGGGCCAAAAAGACCCUCCGGAUGAUGGAGCAGCUGACGGACCACCACUACGAAGUGCUCACGGUCCCGGAGGGCGCCGCUGCUAACUGUAUCUAUGUCAGGGGCCCUUCCCAAAUGGACUACCUGCUUCACCCGCCAACUGAGGAGUGCCCAGACAGUGCCGCUGCAUUUCAAAAGCUGACAGAUUACACCCUCAUCCCUACAUCAUGCAGUGAGGCUGUCAAGCUUGGAGGGUCUUUGUCCUCAUUCUGCCUCCUCAUCAACAGGAAGCCAUAUUUCUGAAUGUCCUGAACGUCUCCUGUAGAAUACACACGUCGCCCUUCCCUGGCCAUGAACAUGGACAGUCUACCAUUUGUUCAGGGACUGAAUGUACAUAUUCAGAACUGCACCCCCUAUUGACUAAAGACUAACAUAGCUCCCAGAAAUACAGCGAAGAAAAUGAAUAGGGUCUAGAUUUGGAUUGUAGGUAUGCCAUAUGCGUUGUGUAGAUAUUUUAUGCUUUAUAUUCUGGUAUGCCAUCUAAGACAUGUAUUUACAGGCAGGGAUGGGCAAUUGCAGUCCUUAGGGCCUGUUUGGUUUCCCAAAUUUCCACAGGUCUUCUAACAAAUCUGAUAGAAACUAAUUUGUCUGAACCGAAUGGUUCAGUGAUUGGAGUUAGAAGGGAUUAAGUAGUGUCAUCAAUCAGGCUCCCCAGGACUUGAAUUGCCCAACCCUGAUUUGACGAAGCACUUUGAUCAGCCAUCUCUUUCCAGCUGAAAAAUUCCACCUUCCAAAUUAACUGGUUUAGAACACCAGUUUAAAUGUCUUAAGUUGAAACCUGUCUGCUAACCCUGGACAAGUUCAAAAACAGAAUGGCUACUUGUCCCUGACGUUUGAAAACCCCUUGUUAAGAAGUCAAUAAGAGCAGGUAGACAAGGUGAAAUAACUUAAGCAGCAAGACCCCUUAAUCAGUGGAUUUGGUAGAGCUAGGAAAAGAGGUGAUCAUGUGAAUGGAAUUGUCCUUUGAGAGAACUAUAUUGCACACUGAAAAACAUUUAAGUGGUGCUGGUAUGACUACAGAGAUGGAUAGUAUCCACUCUGACAAAAUACAUUUAAGCGAGGAAAUUUACAUUGUGUGGUUCUAUAAUUUUAACAGUCAAUUUGGUGAGACUUAACUGGAUGACCUUGACUUGUGACAUUGUGUCAAUGAUUACUGACCAAACAGACUAGGAGAUGGCAAUAUACAACUUUGAUUACUUCAGUGAUUGUUCUGUCAGACUUAAGAAAAAAACCCAAAGCUUAGUGUUUACAUGCAAAUAAUUUUAUAUUAACCUGGAUGACAAUUAUGCAAAUAUUAAAACCUCAAGCUAUUUGAUUUAAAAGCCUGGUUAACAGCAAAAUCUUAAAUGAUGCAAAAGCUGAAAUUAUUUCUGCAUGUGCUAGUGUCAGUAGGCAUACUGAUGUCUGAAAUGAGGUUUCCCAAAAAUAUGGUAGGAUGUUUACUUUGAUAAAUCAGUUUCCAUUUACUGUGCCUCUAACAAUACUCUACUCAUCCAGAUAUUUCCUAGAAUCAAUUGCAUACAUCAAGACAUUCAGUUGUAUUGUUGACAAAUACAAAUCAGUUCAAAUGGUAUGUACAGUAUUUUAAUGUAGCUUUUGUGAUGUUUAGACUUUGUACUUAUCCAAUAAAUGUAAUGAAACCAUUUGAAUAACUUCUAUUAAACCGUGUUUCAAUGCCA
Molecule: messenger RNA, 3162 nt
Organism: Esox lucius (northern pike)
Lineage: Eukaryota; Metazoa; Chordata; Actinopteri; Esociformes; Esocidae
Gene: ddah2
Product: dimethylarginine dimethylaminohydrolase 2
Exons: 6
Coding region: 860-1726 (288 amino acids)
Biological process (GO): arginine metabolic process; positive regulation of nitric oxide biosynthetic process
Molecular function (GO): dimethylargininase activity; amino acid binding
Source: RefSeq, a predicted model, not a curated record